AUGAUGUUUUUAUGCAUGCUUAAACAGGCAGUGGCACUUCAUGCGUGUGUUAGAGACAGUGAUUGCCUUAAUAGAUCCAGGCCGGAUAUCCACUCGCUGUAUUGUGUUAACUACACCUGCCAAAAGAUCCUUUCACCAGGGAUGCAUUGUCUAAAGCCUACUGAUUGCUCGUCCUACUCGUUCUUUGGGCCACUUGCCUGCACUGAGAAAUGCAAGGUUGAGGAUGAAUGUGAGUAUGAAGAUCCAAAGACACUCGGAUCUAUGUAUUGCUGCAGAAACAUUCCAUUAGGAAAGUCUUGCAAUGUGCAUAGACCAAGGGCACUCAGUGGGUGUGACACUCGCCACUCGUGCUUACUAGGUUCCAAAGGCACAUAUGAAUGUGUUCCAGACAAAUCGAACUCAUGGAUGUUUGGAGUGCUUCUGUCAAUAAGUGGAAACAUUGGAAUCAAUAUCGGUGUUAAUCUACAAAAGAAAUCAUAUAGACACGCAUGCAUUGAGAUUCUCAAUACAAGGUUCCAAACACUUUAUCUUGGAUGCAUAAUGUAUGGAAUAGGCAAGUUCUUUGGAUAUUGCUCGUAUGUGUUUGGGAAUCAGUCGCUGAUUGCAGCACUGAGUGCCACUGGGCUUGUGUCGAACAGCAUCUUUGCACCAAUGAUCAAUAACGAGGUAUUUACAUGGAGGGACUUCUGUGCAAUAUUCUUUGUGUUUGCAGGCACUACGCUUGUUGUUAUGAACACGACAAUCACUCACAAGGUGUACAGCUUGUGUGAGUUGAUAAAAAUGUACAAACGAACAGAAACAUUGGUUUGGUUUGGACUUAUUCUGGUUGUGAUAGUUUAUCUGUUUGCAUUUAUCAAGUAUGUGGAGAUAAACAGCAACUGGGAGCUGCCUGGAGAGCGAAUGAAGUUUCUGAAGAGUAGCUCAGUAUGGUUUGAAGAAGAUGGGUUUGUGAUGAAGUAUGUGAUGGCGCUGGCAUAUGUGUGCCUUUCAUCAUUCAUAGCGUCGUUUACCACACUUUCUGUCAAGAGCCUUGGAGAGAUGAUUGACAAAACAAUUUCUGGAGACAAUCAAUUUGUGUUUUCUACGACAUACUUUUUUAUACUGGUGCUUGGCACAUGUACAUUUUUCCAGAUAUACUGGCUCAACCGAGCAUUAAGGCAUUAUGAUGCUCUGCUUGUCAUUCCAAUGUUUCAUGUAACCUGGACAUUUCUAAGUAUAAUAACAGCGGGAAUAUAUUUCAGGGAAUUUGAGCAGUACACAACCAGUCAGCUGAGAGUCUUUGCCUUUGGAGUGGCAGUUAUUUUUGUCGGAUCAUUCUUCUUGGGCAGUAGAAUCACAAACAAGACAAGAAUAAGAACAAAGAAGACUGCAUUGGAGUAUGAGCAGAUUUCAAAGACUCAAUGA
Ordospora colligata OC4 is the source of this 1404-nucleotide messenger RNA. RefSeq lists its product as uncharacterized. The record is from RefSeq and is a predicted model, not a curated record. NCBI's taxonomy places the organism in Eukaryota, Fungi, Microsporidia, Ordosporidae. Gene Ontology annotation, biological process: magnesium ion transport. Gene Ontology annotation, cellular component: membrane. Gene Ontology annotation, molecular function: magnesium ion transmembrane transporter activity. Bases 1 to 1404 code for a protein of 467 amino acids. The transcript has a single exon.